Messenger RNA from Miniopterus natalensis, 2456 nucleotides. Lineage: Eukaryota; Metazoa; Chordata; Mammalia; Chiroptera; Miniopteridae. The record is from RefSeq and is a predicted model, not a curated record.
AUGGCGGGCAAAUAUGAAGUGGGGCGAGGAAUUUUUCAGGCUUCUUCCUUUUCUGCGAUUCUGUAUCUCCAUCUUGCUGCUGAGCUUGGGAAGACAUUACUGGAUCGGAACACAGAGUUGGAGGAUUCUCUUCAGCAGAUGUACACAACCAAUCAGGAGCAGUUACAGGAAAUUGAGUACCUGACCAAGCAGGUGGAGCUCCUGCGGCAGAUGAAUGAGCAGCAUGCGAAGGUUUAUGAGCAGUUAGAUGUCACGGCAAGGGAGCUAGAAGAAACAAAUCAAAAGCUUGUUGCUGACAGCAAGGCCUCACAGCAAAAGAUUUUGAGUCUGACUGAGACAAUCGAAUGCCUGCAAGCCAACGUCGAUCACCUCCAGAGCCAAGUGGAGGAGUUGAAGUCAUCUGGCCAAGGGAGGAGGAGCCAGAGAAAGCAUGACCAGAAGUCGGCACCCAGCUUCUCGUGUCUGAAAGAGCUAUAUGACCUGCGCCAACACUUUGUAUAUGACCACGUGUUUGCGGAAAAGAUCACUUCCUUGCCAAGUCAGCCAAGCCCAGACGAAGAAGAAAACAAGCAUUUGAAGAAGGCGGUGAGGACGCUGCAGGCGCAGCUGAGCCUGGAGCGGCAGAGGCGGGGCGCCCUGGAGGAGGAGUACGAGCUGGUGCUGAAGGAGAACGAGGAGCUGGAGCAGCAGCUGGGCACCGCCGGCGCCUACCGCGCCCGGGCACUGGAGCUGGAGGCCGAGGUGGCUGAAAUGCGGCGGGCACUGCAGUCUGAGCGGCCCUUCGUGAAUGGGGUUGAGAAGCUGGUGCCCGACUCCCUGUUCGUCCCUUUCAAAGAGCCUGGCCAGAGCCUGCUGGAGGAGAUGCUGCUGACGGUGCCCGAGGCCCCACGGAGGCCCCUCAAGCGAAGCAGCAGCGAGACAGUGCUCAGCAGCUUGGCCGGUGGUGACAUCGUGAAGGGCCACGAGGAGACCUGCAUCCGGAGGGCCAAGGCUGUGAAGCAGAGGGGUGUGUCCCUGCUGCAUGAGGUGGACACGCAGUAUAGCGCACUGAAGGCCAAGUACGAGGAGCUGCUGAGGAAGUGCCAGCAGCAGGAGGGGGACUCGCUGUCCCACAAGGCCGUGCAGACUGCCAGGGCUCCGGCCAGGGACCUAGCUGCCAGGGACCCACCCACCGCUGGUGCCCCCGAGCCUGCUAGCUCCCCCACCAGCACACCGCCUCCCGAAUACAAAGCGCUCUUUAAGGAGAUCUUCAGCUGCAUCCAAAAGACGAAGCAGGAGAUCGACGAGCAGAGAACGAAAUACCGCUCUCUCCCUUCUCCUUCCUAAUGGGGCCUCCAGCUCCCCUGCUCAUUUCCUACCUCCCAUCACCCCCUCCCACUCACACAAACAUUUGUAGACCCCAACACAGAAGCUACUCAUGAUGUUGGCCUGCUUUGCUUACUUAGCAAGUGUGUACGUACAGUGAAGAAAGAGGAUGGCUCCUGGCAUCAGUUCCCUAUCCCAGAUCCCUUUAAGCCCCACAGAAAGCCCCUCCCAUGACACACUGGCCUCUGGCUGGCACUGACCAGGCUGCAGUUCCUUGAGAAGCCCCAGAAGCAGUGGGGGCAGAUGUGUGUUCCUGGAGAGGUGGGCAUAGAGUUUCCAUAGGAUAUACUUGUAUAUAUAGUGCAUAGUACAUUGGGAAAGGGUGAGGGAAACUAAGCUAAAGCAAUCCCUGCUGCCUCCUGGCUUUACUCAAAACUGUGGAAGUCAGCUGCCAACCUGAAUUGUUCACAAGCACUGUUGGAUACUGUGAAUUCAUUAAGAACAUUCAGGAGAAAGUAGGGGUCUAAUCCAAAGAAACAGUAUUAACAAGUACCCCACACCUUUGAGUUUCAGUUGCUACCAGUCAGACUGACAGGUAAUCCUAACAGAUCUAAACCCACUGAGCACCCGCUGAAAGGCAAGCUCUGCUUGACCAAAGCUAGCCUGUCGGCCUGCGCUGCCAGGACAUCCACCCCACACCCAAAUGUCCACGCAAGUACAGUGGUUAGGAUAGCCGAGUACACACAUCGUUCCUUCCUUUCUUAAAUGCAAACCAAGGGGACAGACCUCUUCUGUGUUGCCUGAGCUGGCUGACCUGCUCAGUGCCUGCCACCCGUCAGUAACUGGACUUGGCUGCACGGACCCUGUCUGCUGCUUUAUUGAACAGUGUUGGCAUCAUUCUAACUGUGGAAAUAGACAACUACUAGCACUUGCAUACUUUAAUUUAAAACUAUUUAAGAAGACUGAGGUUCCAGUAAUUGUAUAUAUUUUUCUAAAAACCAAAUAAAACUACCUAUGAAAAUGAACAAAUGGAUCUAUAUUGCUUAUUAAUUUGAGCUUAAGCCAUUUCACUGUUGUAACUGUUCACCCUUUUCUUCCAACAAACAUCAGUAGGAAGAUUUGAAUAGUGAUUUUUUUUUAAAGAUUUUUUU